AUGGCACCCAAAAUUAAAGCCCGAAAUCUAAAAAAUAUUGAUUUAACAGACGAAAAUUACAUUCACUAUCUACACCAUCAUUUUAAAACUUUGCCUCUUUCUUCAUUAAUAAAAAAAAACACUUGUUUUUCUAAUCAACCUGAUGAAGUUCAUAAUGAAUUAAUAAAUAUUAAAAAUAAUGAAGAAUAUUGUGAUGAUUUUUAUGUAGCAGCUCGGAAAUUUAUUAAUAACGAAAAUAGAUCUGCGAGCAAUUCAACGGAUGAAACAUUAAUUAAUCAAAAUUGUUCUCAGCGUAAUGUGAAUUUAAAUCAUUAUUUACCUGGAACAAUAAUCAGUUCAAUCGACGAACUCGAAGAAAAUCAACCAGUUACAGUUCCAACAAUUAACGAGAGUCAACCAAUCGAAAUAAUUGCUGGGAGUCAAUCAAUUACCGAAAAUCAAUUAAAUAUUGAGAGUCAAUCAAUUACCGAGAGUCAUAAAUAUCCAGAAAAUCAUAAAUCAGUUAUCGCAAAUCAAGUGAUUAAUAAUAUCAUAGUUAAUGACGACAGGUAG
Dentiscutata heterogama is the source of this 552-nucleotide messenger RNA. The record is from the annotation of a GenBank genome assembly. Lineage: Eukaryota; Fungi; Glomeromycota; Glomeromycetes; Diversisporales; Gigasporaceae.